Trichoderma atroviride IMI 206040 is the source of this 827-nucleotide messenger RNA. RefSeq lists its product as uncharacterized. The record is from RefSeq and is a predicted model, not a curated record. NCBI's taxonomy places the organism in Eukaryota, Fungi, Ascomycota, Sordariomycetes, Hypocreales, Hypocreaceae.
AUGACUACCGACGGCCUCUCAGCCGCGAAACUCGCCAUCUACUUGAUCCUUCUCCAACCAGCGCUCUAUUGUCUAUGGAGACACGGUAAAACAGGAUUUCUUGGCUGGCUCUAUAUCCAGAUAUUUUGUGUCCUGCGCAUUGCCACAGGCGGAAUUGGCCUGCAUGGGAGUCAGACGGGAGAAGCAGCUGUGAUUCUCAAUAGCAUCGGCUUGUCUCCUCUGCUUCUUUCUAUUUCAGGAAUAUUGCACGAAGCGCGACGUGCUGUGAACCCGCGGCUCAACAGAAAGCUUGACAUUAUACUCGAAAUCCAGUAUCAUGGCAUUGUUGCUCUGGGAAUGAUCCUUACAAUUGUCGCUGUUGUUAAUAUUCUGCACGGUGGCGAGAUGUCAAAGAAUAGACCAUUGCUUGACGCUGGUUCGGCCAUAUCGUGCGUGGCUUGGGUGCUUGUCGUUCUCUGGGCAGUUUGGUCGCAUUUUAUGAAUCGCCGAUUCUCGUCGUACUCGGACAUGCAAACGUCGGAAAACGGUAAAAGGCUGCUUAAUGGAGUGUUUGUCGCGCUGCCAUUUGUUGGAAUCCGCCUUGUCUACGGCAUUGUGUUUCUACAAUUGACCAUCUCGCGCACGCAUUCAGCUUUUCUCACGUCCAAGGCCGUUCAAGUUUGCCUCAGUUUUCUUCCCGAGCUGGCAUGCAUCAUCAGUCUUCUUGUGGUUGGCGUCAUGACUCGCUCUUUGAGGCCGAACUUGAAGAAGAGGGAACAAGAGGCGGUUCGAUUGGUCUCCAGUCAAGGCAUGCAACUACAGCAAUCGACAGAGUACAAGUGAAUGUG